Molecule: messenger RNA, 977 nt
Organism: Oncorhynchus gorbuscha (pink salmon)
Lineage: Eukaryota; Metazoa; Chordata; Actinopteri; Salmoniformes; Salmonidae
Product: formin-like protein 2
Exons: 2
Coding region: 714-962 (82 amino acids)
Biological process (GO): cell migration; cortical actin cytoskeleton organization; regulation of cell shape
Cellular component (GO): cytosol
Molecular function (GO): actin filament binding
Source: RefSeq, a predicted model, not a curated record
GCGGGAGGCGAGGAGAGCGAAGCGGCAGAAGGCUCAUUGUGUGUGGGUUAGAAAGUGGGGGUCGUUGCGGGGGGGAGAAAGAGUGCGUGGAGGCUGAACUCUCGCUUUUGUCGCCUGUGGAGGAGGGGGCGGAUUAAGUAGCCUGCUCGCUCACACACACACCAGGGACGCCCGGUUCGUUUAUCAGCAUCAUCAUACCCAUUACCGAGGAUACACAGUGAACCGGGAAGGGAUGCAAAUUUAGCGCGAGACGGACAGUGGGACUUCGGUCUCAGCUGGAUUCGGAUAAAUGGUGCGUGCGCCGUGCCGUCGUCGGCGAUGAGAAGAAAGGAGGACAAAAGAUGAACGGAUGGAGGAUAGACACGGCCCCCCCGGUAGACACGCGCCUUCGGUUUACCGCAUCUCUCUGAUCUCGUGCCGCCGUGCGUGAGUCUGUCGGUCGGUCGUUCAGACUGUGUCUCACUAGGGAGAAAAACCCGAACAGUAUUCCCGAAUUACAGGAGGCGUUGCCUGUAUCUGACUGACUGCAGAGAGACUAUUGUCUGUGUGUGAUUUGACGUUUAGGGGUGUGAUUGUAUGUGAGCGGGUGUGCUUGUGUGCUUGUGUGUGUGGUGACUGUGAGAGGUGUGUUUGUCUGAUUUGAUGGCAAGGGGUGUGUGAGUUGCUGGUGUAAGGGUGUGUGUGGGUUGACAGUACAGGUGUGUGUGUGAGCCAUGGGGAACACAGAGAGUAUGGAGUCUCAGCUAGCUGUCAUCAGGGCCAGGGCUGCUCCUGUCAAGCUGCCCAUGCCUGAUCCUGCUGAGCUGGAAGAGAGGUUCUCCAUUGCACUGAACUCUAUGAACCUGCCUCCUGAUAAGGUGCGUCUGCUCCGUUGCUACGACAACGAGAAGAAGUGGGAGCUGAUAUGUGAUCAGGUGAGACAGAAGGUCAACUCUGAUUGGCCAAAGAACAGCCUGGUCUGAUAAUGACCCCUAGCA